Molecule: messenger RNA, 2011 nt
Organism: Sitophilus oryzae (rice weevil)
Lineage: Eukaryota; Metazoa; Arthropoda; Insecta; Coleoptera; Curculionidae
Product: cilia- and flagella-associated protein 157
Exons: 2
Coding region: 56-1897 (613 amino acids)
Cellular component (GO): ciliary basal body; cilium
Molecular function (GO): microtubule binding
Source: RefSeq, a predicted model, not a curated record
UUUUGAAGUUUCAAGUUGAGUUUUUUCGUGUAACCUUUCAUACAACUGUGACAAAAUGGCCAAAAAGGGUAAAAAAGGCAAAGGAAAAAAGAAGAAACUGGUCGAAGACGAUCCGAAUGCACUCACAGAGGUCGACAAAACUUUUUACGAACUUACAAUAGCCGACCUAAAUAGGAAAUUAGCUCGAUUACGUUCCCUGACGCAAGAACUCGAAGACAAAAACGAGGAUUUGAAGCAGAAUAAUGAAAAAUUGGACGAGGACAAGUCGGAUAUUAUUACCUAUCUAAAACGUAUACUGCAGGAAAAAACUAACGAAAUUAACGAGUUAGAGGAAAGAAUUACAGGACUGCAAGAGACAAGGCACAAUGAAACUGAGCAAUUCGAGGCUAAGAUCGUCGACAUGGAACAGGAAUACAAGCAGAUGCACGAACAACUUACAUCGGAAAAUAAACUGCUUGAAGGUAAACUCAACUCCUUAGAAGAAUUUCGAUCACAACGUGACGAACUAAUGAAAAAGUUUGAAGCACAGGAAAAAACAAUGGAAGCGCAAGAAAAACGGCAUGCUAGAGAACUUUAUGAAAUUGAACGAAAAUUUAUUAUAAGCAAAGACAAAUUGAAAAAGGAUAUGGAAGCUCGAUUAUUACAAUUAUCUUCCGAAUUUCACGAUGCUUCUGAAUUACGAAUAGCUGCAACAACGCAUAGAGUUAUUCGUGAGAAUAUAGCUGUUAACAAUGAACUAGACACAAUGUUACAAACUCAUCAAAGACUGUAUAAGGAACUUCAAUUAGUAAAGAGUAGGGACUUAAGUUUAAAACAAGAAGCCGAGCUUCACGAAGACGAAAAGAAAAAAGCCCUUUCUAGAGUAAAAACACAGAAAAUUAUAAUCGAUAGAUUAACAUUGCAAUCUCGUGCUUUUCGAAAAGAUUUGGCUAAAUAUAAAGGUUACGAAAAUGAAGUUCGGGACGCUAAAAACGAACUUCAAAAGAACAUAGACCUGGAAAUGAAAUUAAAUUUUAAAAUCAAAGUUUUAGAACAAAAUUUGCAUCAAAAGAAAUGUGAAAAUAUUACAUUACAAACUGAGUUGGCGUACUUAAAACAAGAAAAUGAAAGACUGGAUGAUAUCCUUAUGGAAGGAGUUAGUUGUAUUAGAGAAGCUUUGACAAUUAAAUCAGAAAGUGAUAUUUCUGUAAAAUCCUCUAAAAGAGAAAAUCUUCUAAAUACACUCUUUUUGUUACUUAGUCGAGGUCACGAAAGAAACGUUAAGAUACCAUCGUUGGAAACUAUACCUUCUGUAGAAGCAACUUAUGCCGUUGGUGAUCUUGGUUUUGUACCAAAACCGUCACAAGAAUUACGAGCAAUUGCUACUACAAAACGACAUAUGAUGUCACAAACUGGGUCUAGCUUUGAGGACUAUUUAAUACAUGGACAUCCCGAUCAAUAUUUAACGAAAAAGAGUUACGUUGAUAAAGGAGAUAGUGAGUUAGAUACCAUAUCAAAGGAAUUGAUUGAAAGUAUUGGCGAGGAACGCGUAGAAGAGGAAGAAAAAGAAAGUAUAUUAUUUUUCAACGAAGAGGAAUUGCCGGACGAAGAAGAAGAGAAAGAAAGUAACGAGUAUGAUCCAUUUGCAGCAUUGGAGUCACAAAUUUCAAUGCCAGGUGAAAAACGCGAAACGAUAAAAGAUAUUUCAAAGCAAAGUAUACAAAAAAUUGCUACAGCUGAAGAAGUAACGACCACAAGCAAGGCUCAACUAGGUGGUACUGAUACACCUGUAGAUGGUCAAAAACAUGUUGAAGUGGCGAUAAAAAGUUCUUCUUCUGAAAAGGUGCGACAAAAUAUAGAAAGCGGUUCUCAAUCUAGAAAAUCUCAUGUCAAGGUCGAAGAGCAGGGAAAUGAUUGAAAAAAUGUAUGAUCCAUCUGAAGAACAAGAACAUACGUAAUUAAUCAAUGCUAUGAAUGUAGUCUAAUGAAUUAUACAUUUAUAAUGCAAAAAUAAAGCAUUCAUUUCUCAGAA